AGUGGGCAUGACGUUAGAGGUGGGAGAAGAAAACAUAACACGUGCUACCAUCGGCUCGUUAGUCUUCCGCUGAACAGCGAGCCGUUGACACAACAUUCGGCUCUCGUCUCCGCAAAACUACGCUCACCUAUUGCACGCGUCAUCAGUGAUUGACUGCUGUAUACAGGAAUAUAUACGGAGUUGUCAGAGAUUUUGAAAGACAACACAAUCGUUAUGACUAAUCAUAGACACACGUGCGGAAUAAUGAAGAUGUUGGCCGCCACUUGGACGACGGUGCUUGUCCUCUGGUUCCCGUCAUUAAUAACAGCGGCUGAGCUCUCGGAUGGAAUGGUCUGCACUUUCACGUCGACCAACUACGCGGUCGGUGACGUCUGGUAUCCGAGACUGGGUCAACACGGGACCCUCCACUGUGUCGCCUGCGUCUGUCAAGAGGGCGGGAAAAUCAAUUGCACCAUUCAAAAUUGCAGCGGUCCCGAAUGCACCGGGUCCGAAUCGUCCGUCGAGAAUCAAUGUUGUGCCCACUGUUCCAAAGUGGGGCAAGAUGCGAAAAUGCCAACAUCCAUUACAACUCCACCAUCUCCGGCGCAUUCGACUCGCGUUUUGCAGGAAAACGUUCGGGUGUCUUCAUUCUCGUUAUCGGAUUUGAGUAGCAGUUCGACGUCAUCUGGCGUCACUUGCUUACAUAAUGGCAACGUCUACCGUCACAAGGAACGUUUCACAUCUUCCAACGUCGGUCUCAAACCGGAACACCCCGACCAGUGCGUUCAAUGUUCUUGCGAGGGUGGGAUGGUGAUGUGCCAACUGAAAGAUUGCCCCAAAGCUGACUGUGAAAAGCCGGUAUGGACUAAAGAUGAUUGCUGCCCAGCCUGUCCAGAUCCAGUUGGCCGAGUGGACGAGAUGGACAAUUCGCCUGUUAUUAUUCAACAAGAGUCGGAUACUAUCAACGGAAAAAUGGAGGACUGUAUCUCCGCUGGCCGGUAUUAUCUGCACGGAACGACUUGGCAUCCGGUGAUGGGACCGUUCGGACCAAUGGACUGCGUCAAUUGCAAAUGCAAAUCUGGUAGGAUCGAAUGCCAACGUUUGGAAUGUCCCAGUCGGCCAGAGCUCAGCUGCGAAAGGCCCGUAAAAGUUGCUGGACGUUGCUGUCCCGUCUGUCCGUUUAUCGAGGGAGACAUUCAAGGUCCCGUGACACCCUUACUGCCAUCAUCACCCAUCACUGGGACGCGGUCCAAUAUUCAAGAAACUUCAGGAAUCGUCAGCAGCAGUUCUAGCAGCAAAAUAAAGACACCCACUCGACCCUUGUUAGCUCCUUCCACUUCUUCGCUCAUCAGGUCCUCAACGCAUCCCCGAAACUUAACGUUGUGCUUACCCAGGGAUUACGAUGUCAUCGUCUAUCGAGCGCAAGGCGGUGGUAGCACAUCCGAAUUCAUCCAGGUUAAACUACACGAGGAUAAUGUUGUUGUUCUUCUGGUAAUCUCGCAGUACAUCUUUCAGCAAGUUGUCAACGGACAGGGCAUUGAACAUCACAUGUGGAUGUUACAGCCAACUGUAACAACAUACAAAGUCCAAGAUCUAACACGGGACCAGUCCGAAGCAUUACGUCAGCGAUUCCGGUUCAUUCUUCUCGGAACUACGGCCACAAAACACGUCACGAGGUUCACAAAACGAGAGAAAAAGUUGAAACCGAAAUGUCUGCCUGAUUCCGGCUGCCUGAAGAAGAUCCGACGACUAGAGCGAAAUCUGGUGCUCAAAGAGGUUGUCAGCCGUAAAGGUUGUUCACCUCUCGAAGUGGAAGCCAACCGCCGUUGAUUAAACGACACAUUUAUCCAAUGGUUGCUCACAUUGGGCCAUGGUCAUACCAGCACCGGCCAGCCGUACAUGCAAAUCUCUGACGACUGGCAAAUUAGCAACUGAAAAUGCAAAAAACAAAACAUUUGACACUACCGUUAAAGGUAAUCUCGGGAGGUCACGUACAACACGGAAUUGAUUUGUACCACCAGAAUUCUGCUGUCCCGCAUCAGGGAUUCGUGUCUAUUAAAAGAGUUUCCGGAUUCCUUGAUUCCUCCCCCGGUAUCCGUAAUAAUAUCGUAAUCCCGCGGAACUCGAAUACGCGGUUCUAUGGCGCCGUUUUAUGGCGUUGUGUAGAUUUGAUGUGGGCUGCUAUCACGCAAUCAUGUAGGAGGAGUACGUAAUUUUCUAUUUCAAAUUAAAGAUCGUUACUUGGGUGCUGAGACCAACUUAUUCAUUUUAAUACAAAGACAAAUUGCGACCUCGUGUGUUUGGCCGCAAACCCAAAUGUCAUUUAAAACAAAUUAUUAUUAUUUUUUUUCCUUAUUAAAUUUGAAUCGACAGAAUGCUGAAAUACGUUGAUGUGUGCAUCAACGUAGAUUUAGUUUAUGUUAGAAUAUGAUAUUCUAGUCAGUCACUCAAUCGAUCAUAUGGCUCAACAAAGUAUCAAUAGUAUUCUUAGUCUUAAUAAUACUUACAAUCUAAGUAGAAUAAUUGAUCUUACACACACAAUUGGUAAGUAGGAUCUGGACCUAUUUAUCUUGUAUUGGAGCUAGAUAAAACAGAGCACAAGAUCACAAGCAGAUAAACUUAUAUCCUCCCAGCAUGGUCUAACAUUAGAGGUCCCAGAACUGUCGUCUGCUAUUUCCGCGGACAAAUUUUGGGGCACUCGCUAGGGGCGCUGACUACCCGGAUCAGUCAUAACAUUCCCCCCAUAACGUUGUCAACAAUGGGGAAAGUAGUCGCUUGUGACUGUUUUUCGCGCUGUUUUGUUCUGUAUUAAAAAUUUAAAAAAUUUACUUUUCAAAUAAAGGAAACCUGAAUCAAUUCCUAUUUGUAUUAUAAACCAUUAUAUACAUUAAUACACAUUAAUUAACCAUCUUAGACAGUUUGCGCAGCUUAUGCUGCUCUUCUUUUGAUUUCUGGCUAACCUCAUUUUUUAACCGUUUCGCUUCCAUGUGAUAUCGGAUUCUAUGUAUUCAAACAUUAAAAAUGGGACCAUUUCCGUGCUAUGUUUGUCGCAUCAAAUAUUUGGCAAAACAAGUCCGUCGCAUGCAACAUCAUAGAUGACUUGGUGGAAGGAAUCUCUCAUGUAAGCUUUUUCAGAGAGAAAAUGAUUUUGAACAAUUUUAUCAACUUUGGCAAAUGUAAAAAAACAUGCCAAGAGAGGCAAAACGCAGGAAGCCUUUGCCUCUCUUGGCAUGUUUUUAAAGUUGAAAAAAUUGUUCAAAAUCAUUUUUGAACGGCCUUGAUUUGUCAAAAAUUUGUUGCGACGAACAUCGCAUGGAAAUGGUCCUUUUUUGGAACAGCCCAAAACAGGCCUAGCAGACGACAGUUCUGGGACCUCUAAUGUUAGACCAUGCUCCUAGGUUCGAAUCUCAACGAACGUCAAACGUGGGUGACGAUCUUCCUUCGUCUUUCUCCAUUACACACAGUUGGUUCUGCAACCCCCUUGGUUUCCGCAACCAACCAGUUGUGCGCAUCUGGUUGGUAUUUAUAAUGAAUCACAACAGUUUAUUUAGCCCAUUCAGUGACGUGUAAGAAUCUAAGAUGAUGCCACUCUUGAGCAAUCUUUCUAAUCCUAAAUCUCAGUGAACGUUCAGCAAAGAAAACGUCAUGCUAUUAAUUUGUAUUUAAACUGAAUCUAUACAUCUGAUUUGAUGCAAUUUGUUUCCGAUUUUCAUGAUUGCUGUCGUUUAGGAGUGUAAGAUAAUUGAUUAAGCCACGACGAUACGUGAAAUGGCUGUCAACAGGGGGUUCAUUCCGGCUCCGCAAGCGCCACGGUAAUCGUCC
Daphnia magna is the source of this 3801-nucleotide messenger RNA. RefSeq lists its product as uncharacterized. NCBI's taxonomy places the organism in Eukaryota, Metazoa, Arthropoda, Branchiopoda, Diplostraca, Daphniidae. The record is from RefSeq and is a predicted model, not a curated record. Gene Ontology annotation, molecular function: protein binding.